AUGGAUAAGGAAGUUUAUUUAAUUGGAGUUCUGUCAGACGAUCCUGACGAGCUUUCAGACACGUGCACCAUUACACUAAGUCAAGGUCUACCGUUAUCGCAAUCAACGAUAAGUCAAACGUCAACUAAUUCUUAUUUUGAAGCUGAACUUUUGAAGUCAGCAGAGACUCCGAAAAUUAAUAUUAUGACACCAGAACUUGUUGCUGCGUUAGAUCGCGCAAAUGUAAGUAGCAGAAAUGCUACUUAUAUUUUAGCUGCUGCUUUGAAGGGUGCUGGAAUUGAUCUUCAUAAUGUUAAUUUAAGCUACAGUACUAUUCAUCGAAAACGUAUACUUUUAAGAGAGGAUAUUGCUAAAAAAUUAAAAGAAAAUUUGAAAUUAAACGAUAACUACGUUGUUCAUUGGGAUGUCCAUUUUUGUCAGAACAACAUGACAAGCCUAUUUUUAUAUCAAGGUCACCAAUUAAAUUUAGAUGGACGUCACAACGUCAACGGUAACCAACGUUAUCGUUGUUUGUAUUUUGAUAGCGUUCGUCGAUGUCCAGUUAAAUUAUGGCGAUUGUCUAAUGGUCGCAUGUUACAAAUAGGCCAGCACAACCAUAUGGUUCAUCAGAUUCAACCUAAUCCUCCUCAAAGAAGACCUGCCCCGAGAGUACCUAAUGCUAAUCGACGGCAACCAGCCCACCGUCAAUCGCUUCCUCCAACACCUUCAACCUUUGAGGAACUUGAAGAAAUUCUGUUGGUUUUACGUGCUGCUGAUAAUAUAUACCAAGGUCAUGUAAAAGACAAUUCUUCAAUGGCAUAUAUAUUCAGCAAUGAUCGCAGUUUGAAACUGCUCAGUGAAUCUUCCGAGUGGCACAUCAAUAUGUGCUUUCAGUGUGCGCCACUCAUGCCCCAGUGCAGUUUUUUGCUAACUAUUUUAUUGCGGCGAGAAAAUUUGACACUCUUUUCGAAGAACACUGAUGUGGUCGUUCCACCAGUGUACUGCCGGGCGUUGGCUUAUGCUGUGUUUCCGGACCAUACUGGCGUCACCGGCCUGCACAACUCUUUUCAUCAGGUCCUUGGUCAUUUCUUCUGGGGAUCCAGCAGUAAUCGGUUCACUAUCAAGGGCUAUGUCAUAUUUCAGGAGCCUGUUCGUGAAGUAGCUCGCUAG
Cotesia congregata is the source of this 1149-nucleotide messenger RNA. The record is from the annotation of a GenBank genome assembly. Lineage: Eukaryota; Metazoa; Arthropoda; Insecta; Hymenoptera; Braconidae.